GAAAUUAGUUGUUUUUUUUUAACUGUUUUUCUUUAAUUAAAAGUAUUCGAGUCGAAGCAAGGGAAUGUGUUCUCCAUAAAAAUGCUACUGGUUAUUUGCUUCGCUUUUGUCAAACUUUCUGUGAUAUUGUCAACAGUCAACGGUUUGCCUAGCCUGUAUCCGUACGGUCCAAAUGAGGGCGACGCUGAACUAUCAAAUCAACAUGAAGUUCUUGCACUUUCAAAGUCUAUGCUUUUGUUUUCGAAAAUGCGCAAUAGAAUUCAUGUCAGUUCUAAAGGUGUGUUGUCAAUUGACUCGGCUGUCAACGUAGCUAACAUCACUCUAUCUGGAAAAAUAACAUUACUUGCGGUAUACAACCAAGAUUUCGAUACUAGUCUUGGUGGGAAGAUUUACUAUCGAGAAAGUUUAGAAGAGAGUAUUUUAUCGCGAGCUAAUCGUGAUGUUGCCAGAACUCAUGUCACAAAUUUCACCGCAACACAGAGUGUCGUCGUAACGUAUGUCGAUGUUACGACAUUGCUCGCAACAAACGAAACAAACACGUUUCAGGUUGUGUUAGCUUCAGACGGUUAUGACACAUAUGCUAUAAUGACAUAUCAUCGUCUUGAAAUUUUGUCCGGAUUAGUUGGUUAUUCAGAGCUAAACUGUGAUUGGGCUGAAUUCGCAUCGCGAGAGAUAAGCGUAAAACUUUCUUCCACAUCAAACAUUGAGCAGACCGGUGUGCACGUGUUUCCGCUGACAACAAAGAACUGUUCCUCUGUCGAGUUAUAUCCAUACGGCGUGACACAUGGUGACAAAGAAAUGCAAAGAGGUGACAAUUAUGCUGAAAUGUUCUUUUUUGAGAAACCCAUGCUGCUGUUUUCAAAUACAUCAAAUCAUAUUUUUGUCAGUACCAAUGGAUUACUAUCCGUUAACAAAAGCGUUACCUCAUCUGUUUCCUUUCCGUACCACCAUACAGUUUUAGCUCCAUAUCACUUGAACUUUAAUUCACUCAAAGGUGGGGCAAUUUACUAUCGAGAAAGUUACGACAACGAACUACUCAAGCGCGCUGAUGCAGACAUAGCAAAAUACUCUUCAGAAAAUUUUAUCGCUACGCAAGCCUUUGUGGUGAGUUACAUUGAUGUUGUGCCGGAAAAUUUAACCAGCGAUAAACACACUUUUCAAGUGAUUCUCGCCUCAAAUGGCAGUGUUACUUAUGGUAUAUUCAACUACCAAAAAUUAAGCCAAUCAUAUGCUGUAACUGGUGCCUCAGAGCAACUUUGCUCCUGGAUGACUUUCUCGAAAUCUUAUGGUGAUGAUCCUUCGAAAAGUAAUUACUUAGUUGAUCAAUCAAAUAUCGGUAUCCAAGGAAGAUUUGUGUUUGAGUUAACAAGUCAAGACUGUGAAACUAGAGAAAAAUGGGAAACAGAUUUACCAUCAGAUCUAGAAAUCACUCGAUUGGGUUAUGACUUUGUUGAAAUCAAAUGGAGCCACUACCCAUCUGCAGCAGAUAUGUGGAUUCGUACUCAUAGUUAUUUUUACGUCGUUGUGGUUACUUCCUAUGGUGACUGGAAAUCAAGGACCUACCAACUGAAUUCUGAAUAUGCACGGAUUGAAGACUUAAAACAGAAGCGUGUCUAUCAAAUUGAAGUGUAUACUCAACGAAGCCAACUUCUUUUCUUACCAGGACUACCCGUGACGUUACCCAGAGUUUCUCCUGUAAUUUUUGAACCUGUCUAUGACGUCAAAAUAACGCAGGUUAAAUCUCAAGGAUUAUUUCAAUGGGUGACACCAGCAAGUUUGCUGCAAGAUUAUGUUGGCGCUAAAAUUGUUAUCAAACAUACAUACGAAGAAUUUGGCGAACCUGUUACAACAACUGUAUCGUCUUCAGUUUGCGACAAGCAGUAUGUAUUUAACGGAACUAUCGGCUCCGUGCAUCAGAUAGAAGCAACUCCAGUGAUCGACGAUGUUUCUGGACCAUCUGAAAAUGAUACGCACACUUUCUAUGACGAUAGUAAGCCCAGUGAUAAUACUGAACAGACUAUCAUUAUCAUCGUCUCCUCUGUCGCAGCUGUAUUGGUAGCUGUAUUAUUGGCUGUGUUUGCGUGGUAUCAGAAAGUUCAAAAUAAAAGAAUGAAUGCCUUUUUAAUGACCAGAGGAAGCACUAAGCUUGAUCCAGACAAAACCAUAUUAGAGCAAUGCAAUAACCUAGUCUACGACAUGAAGUUUGAAUUUUCGCGCAAGAAACUUAUACUUGUGCGUGUACUCGGCGAAGGAGCGUUCGGUCAAGUUUGGAUGGCUACUGCAGAGGGAAUCGAGCACUUCAAACCGAGAAACACAAGGAGAACUAGAAGCAUAUUCAAAAAGUUGAUUCCAAAGACAAACAAGAAAACUGUUGUGGCUGUGAAAGCACUGAAGGGAAAUGCUACUGAAAACGAGUAUAAAGAUUUGGCAAACGAGUUAAAACUUCUCAUCCACCUUGGCGAACAUCGUAAUGUUGUCAACUUGCUUGGUGCUUGCACACGCAGUAAUACUCUUCUCGUCAUCCUGGAGUACUGCGCAAAAGGAGCACUUCUCAAUCACUUGAGAUUAAAUCGGGAUGAUUUUGAACCAAUUUGGCAACGACAAGAUGAUGGGAAUUUGUCACUCUACGAUUUGACGUGGAUUUCUGUACAAAUUUCUGAUGGAAUGGAUUUCUUGGAAUCAAAACAGUGCGUUCAUCGUGAUUUAGCUGCACGGAAUAUUUUGCUCACUGAUAACAUGGAUGUGAAGAUAUCAGAUUUUGGUUUGGCGAGAGAUACUGAUAAUAAAAGUUUUUACCUCAAAGAAAGUGAUGGUCUGCUACCAAUUAAGUGGAUGGCUCCUGAGGCGAUCAAUGAGCAAAAGUACACGUCCAAAAGUGAUUCCUGGUCUUUUGGUGUAUUACUGUGGGAGAUUUACAGUCUUGGUUCAUCACCUUAUCCAGGAAUUAAAAAUGCCGCCAUUAUGGAUUAUCUAAAAGCAGGAAAACGAAUGGGAAAACCGAAAUUUUGCCCAACUGAUGUUUAUGAGAUUAUGAAUCAGUGUUGGUCAGCACCGCCUGAUAUGCGGCCAUCUUUUAUUGAUAUACGAAAUAAGUUGGAUCGUAUACUGAUCACAAAUGAAAAAAGUUUCUUUGGUGGACAAUCUAUGGCAAGAGUGUAUAAUAUUGGUCCAUCUUCGGGUAAAGUUUCGGAUGGUGUUGGCGAGGGUUUGUCUCCGUUUGCAUUCAUGGAAUCCGAUGAGACUGUUACUCAUAUGAAUGUUAUCGAGAAUUUCGAUACAAGAAAGGCGCCAAACGUGAAUGACGAUUCUGCCGGUAAUAACUACACCCGCGUGCAGCGUGAUAACAUUCCUUUCGAAGAUCAAGAUUACGUUGCAUUGCAACCUGCAGAAAAUGAAGAUUAUUUUGCCUUUGAGGUUGAACAUAAAGAACAUGAAGAAGGUGACAUGAAAAAAGAAGAUGACCGAAAAGAAUAUAUAGAAAAAACAAAAGAGCCGGAGGACGAAGGAUAUGCUGAGGAGUUAGAAGGCGAGGAAAUGUUUCAAGAACCGGCAGACGGUGAAUACGUCGUUUUCAAAUCGAACGGUAACGAGAAAAUUGAAGAUAGCGAUGAAGGUCCUGUGAAACCCAAGAUAGAAAAUGAUAAAUCUACAAAGAAGGAAUUCAGUAAAACUACAACAGAUGAUCGAUGUCUUAUAGAGACGAACAACGAGGUCGAAAAGCCAGAAGAUAAUACCCGAGAGUUAAACAUGAUCAUCCAGAAUUCGGAAGACACUCUUCAAAGUUCCAAUGACAAUAUCAAAAAUUCAAUGAACAACAACAGAGAUACAGGCAGCAGUAGCGAAUGCGACAGCGACGUUAAAAAAUUAAAUGAAAUUAAUCAGGAUCCGCAUGGCAAAGUCUCAGACAACAAACCAGAUUCCCAAAAUCCAGAUUCCACUAUCCAUAGUAUUAGCAACACAACAGAGACCGCUAAAUCUCCUGUCAAUUGAAGUUGAGAAGAAAAUAUGCAGUAAUGUAAAUGACACUGGCACCAGCUUCGUCUCCUGUCUCCCUUGUCUUAUCGUGGAGAUUGUGUUGGCGAGAAACCCUGGAGACAAAGGUUAAACUUGCACAUUUUUGCCCUCCUUAUGCCAUUUGUUAUUGACUUAUUGAUUUAGUUAAAAUAAACAACAUGUUUUGGGUUGAUGUUGACAAAAUAUGUCCUAAUAAUAAAAUACUAUAAUAUUUUCUAAAAAAACUGAUCCAUUUUAACUAUUAUUAUUCCCAGAAGAAAUUUAAAAAAAGCGUGAUCAGCUUUAUAGCUAAAGGUCGGUUUCCAUUAACAAAAAAAGUGUUGAGCAAUAGUCGCCGUUACGACUUUAUUGGAAACACAUGUCGUACAACAAAGCAAUGCAGGAGAAGUUGCACAACAAAUGUUGCAGAGAAUGGUAAUGUAAUGGAGACCGAUCUUAAGCACACAAAAAAAGAAAACGGCUUAAAAAUAACUUUGUUCCCUUGUCUUUACAUUUCUCACUGAGGGUUCUAGAUCGUUUGGGGUAAGAUAUUGCACACCAUGUAAAAAAUGCUUUUUGAAAGAAUAAAAUUUCAACUUCUGUGG
Hydractinia symbiolongicarpus is the source of this 4598-nucleotide messenger RNA. RefSeq lists its product as uncharacterized. Lineage: Eukaryota; Metazoa; Cnidaria; Hydrozoa; Anthoathecata; Hydractiniidae. The transcript has 14 exons. Gene Ontology annotation, cellular component: signaling receptor complex. The coding region runs from base 82 to 3990 and encodes 1302 amino acids. Gene Ontology annotation, biological process: positive regulation of kinase activity; cell-matrix adhesion; protein phosphorylation. The record is from RefSeq and is a predicted model, not a curated record. Gene Ontology annotation, molecular function: ATP binding; transmembrane receptor protein tyrosine kinase activity.